This is a messenger RNA of Doryrhamphus excisus (bluestripe pipefish), 2172 nucleotides long. RefSeq lists its product as uncharacterized. NCBI's taxonomy places the organism in Eukaryota, Metazoa, Chordata, Actinopteri, Syngnathiformes, Syngnathidae. Gene Ontology annotation, biological process: regulation of transcription by RNA polymerase II. The record is from RefSeq and is a predicted model, not a curated record. Gene Ontology annotation, cellular component: chromatin; transcription regulator complex; PcG protein complex. Gene Ontology annotation, molecular function: RNA polymerase II cis-regulatory region sequence-specific DNA binding; DNA-binding transcription factor activity, RNA polymerase II-specific.
ACAGGAAGUGAAGCAGACGAAGUCGCUGGACCAACACCUCCGGACUAUCUUGGAUAAAAGUUGCUGUAAAAGCUACAGGAGACCAGCUUAUGAAAUGGAUGAAAGCCAUCCAGACUGGGCACCCUCAUUACAUCUCGGACACACGGAGGUGGAAGCUGGAGAUAACAAGAGUCUACACAUAACAUUGAAUGAGGAGGGACUUUCUCCAACAAGAGAGGAGUACGAGCGACUAUGUCAACAUUACACCCAGCGGCUGAUUGGUUGUCAAGAAGAAUGUCCCUCUCAGCCACAGGAGGAGCAACAGACUAUUAAACAGGAAGAGGAGGCGCCACAGCCUCCUCACAUUAAAGAGGAAGAGGAGGAGCCACAGCUCCCCUAUGUUAAAGAGGAAGUGGAGGAGCCACAGCCCCCCUAUGUUAAAGAAGAAGAGCCACAGUCCUCCUAUGUUAAAGAGGAAGAGGAGGAGCCACAGCCCCCCUAUGUUAAAGAAGAAGAGGAAGAACUCUGGAUCACUCAGGAGGGAGAUCAUCUUCCAGAGGAGGCUGAUCUCACCAGGUUGCCACUGACUCUUGUCUUCGUGAAGACUGAAGACCAUGAAGACAAACCACCUGAGUCCUCACAGCUUCAUCAUAGUCCAACAUCACAAGCAGACAACCUCUUAGCUCCACUGUCUGAUAGUGACGACACAACUUCACACAAACAGUCUGAAAGCUCAAAAAAGAAAACAGGGGAAAAACGUUUUAACUGUUCAGUUUGUGAUAAAAGAUUUUCUCGGAAGAAUGGUUUGGAUCAACACAUGCGAACACACACAGGAGAAAAACCCUUUAGUUGCUCUGACUGUGGUAAAUGCUUCACUAUAAAGGCAAACAUGGAAAGACACAUGACAAUACACACAGGAGAAAAACCUUUCAGUUGCUCAGUCUGCGGCAAAUGCUUCACUCAAAAGACAGACAUGAAUUUACACAUGAGAACACACAAAGGAGAAAAACCUUUUAGUUGCUCGGUGUGUGGUAAAUUCUUUGCCCGAAAGACGCACCUGAAAGUACACAUGAGAACACACACAGGAGAAAAACCUUUUAGUUGCUCAGACUGUGGUAAACGCUUCACUCUAAAGGCGCACAUGCAAUCACACAUGAGAACACACACAGGAGAAAAACCUUUUCGUUGUUCAGACUGUGGUAAAGGCUUCUCUCUGGAGUCAGAUUUGGAAUUACACGCUAGAGCACACAAAGGAGAAAACUUUUUGAUGCUUAGACUGUGGUGAACUCCUCGCUUUUAAGACGGCCAUGCAAUCACACACAGGAGAAAGCAAGCGUUUACUUGCUCAAAUUGCAUGUUUUCUCUGAAGUUCGCUUGGUGAAGACACAAGCAGAGGCACUGAUGGUCGGCAACCUGCGGCUCUAGAACCGCGUGUGACUCUUCAGCCUCUUUGUUGUGGCUUCCAUUGGAAUACUCAAAUUUUGUAUUUUUUGCAACAGAUUUUUAAACAACAUUAUUUCAGUCACACUGGUUGGAUUUUUGGCUAAAAAGUUACUGAUUUGAUUGAAAGUUACUGAAUCAUUUCGGAUCGUAUCAUUUUAAAUGAGACAAUAUUUUCCUUGAAUCGCAUUGGCAAUCACAAAUCUAAAACGAAUCGUUGCACCUCUAACUGUAACAGAUGAAGUCACUUCCUGUUCCAUGACUUCCAGAUAGGGUCGGCAGAAUAGAGGGUUGAUUCCUUUUACUGACUUCUUAUGGUUCACUCAUUGGGGUACUGACCACUUUCAGGAGGCCUUUGAAUGAUUUGAGUCGGAGCAAAGUAGUAGUUUUUUUUUUCUAUUUUGCGCUGUGUUGAUUUGACUUAGCGCAAACAUUUGUAUGUAAUAAAAGGAAUCAUUCUAUUAUUUUGUUCUUGUUGUAUUACAUGUUGACAAAAUGUGUACGUUUAAGUGUAUUGAUACAAAUACUUUUUGUUUUCCAAAAAGAAAUUACAGGAAAUUUAAAUUACCUUUAAAAAGUACAGUAUAGAUAUCAGUGCUACUGUCACUGUACUGAUAAUGGAUGGAUGGGGUAUCAGUAUCGAUAUCAGUGCUUCUCUAUCUGUACUAACUGGGUCGCACAUGGAUGAUCUGAUGUUGUAUUUUAUUGUGGACAUUGAAUGCAACACCAAAUAAAGUAUUGAUUUCCAAUGUA